CUAGCGCCACCCGCUCCGCUCUCCCGAAUUAUUUCUCACUCCUUCCCCCUAUCUGUGCUUGCUCUCUCUAAUCUCUCUCCACAGCACCAAGCCGGAGAAUUCAAACGGUACAAGUAGAGGGAGAGCAGCGCGGCGCACCACCUGACCCAACCGACCCACCAUAGCAAACGGCUGCUCCUCCGCCUCCGCCUCCUCCUCACGCGUGCGCACCGGCGGCGGCCGCGGCGGCGCGGCCUGCAGCUCUCGACCUCCACGCCGCCGGAUCCCUCCCCUCCUCUUCCGGCGCUGAUCCAGUGUCCAUUUUCUGCAAGAAUUUGUGAGAAGACUUGGUUCUUGCUGCAUUCCCCAGCCUUCUGGUUGCAGUUCCUUUCCAAUUCUAGGAAUUUGUGGUUUAGAUUAGACUGUGAAAAAAUGGGUGCGUCAAGACCACCAACCACCCCUGCAUCGAAGGCUGAGCGCACACCGAUGUCGACCCCAACCCCUGGUGGCAGUUCAAGGGCCAAGGAGGAAAAGAUCUUUGUUACAGUGCGGUUGCGGCCAUUAAGCAAGAAGGAGCUGGCUGUGAAGGAUGAAGUAGCAUGGGAGUGCGCUGACAGCCAGACAAUCUUGUACAAGGGCCCGCCACAAGACCGGGCUGCACCGACCUCUUACACUUUUGAUAAGGUGUUUGGGCCAGCUUGCCAAGCAGAUGUGGUUUAUGAAGAUGGAGCCAAGGAUGUUGCAAUGUCUGCAUUGACAGGCAUUAAUGCCACCAUUUUUGCAUAUGGGCAAACAAGCAGUGGUAAAACAUUCACGAUGAGAGGCGUUACAGAGAGUGCUGUUAAUGAUCUUUAUAGGCACAUAGCUAACACUCCUGAGAGGGAAUUUGUUAUCAAGAUAUCUGCUAUGGAAAUUUACAAUGAGAUUGUGAAGGAUCUUCUACGACCUGACUCUGCCCCCCUUCGAUUGUUAGAUGAUCCCGAGAAAGGAACCAUUGUGGAGAAGUUGCAAGAAGAAAUUGCUAAGGACAGCCAACAUCUAAGGCAUCUAAUCAGCAUCUGCGAAGAACAAAGACAGGUCGGGGAGACUGCGCUAAAUGACACCAGUUCACGUUCCCACCAAAUCAUUAGGCUGACACUCGAUAGCAGGCUCCGUGAAGUGUCAGGAUGUGUCAAAUCUUUUGUUGCUAGCCUGGUAAGCAUACUGUCCUACUUUUGGAAUUGGUAUGCUGAAUUCCGUUAUCUGAAUAAUUGCUUGCUUUGUUCACAGAAUUUUGUUGACCUUGCUGGAAGUGAACGAGCUGCACAAACACAUGCAAUUGGUGCAAGGCUGAAAGAGGGCUGCCAUAUAAAUCGCAGCUUGUUGACUUUGACUACUGUCAUCAGAAAGCUAAGCUCGGAGAAAAGAAGUGGACACAUACCCUACCGAGAUUCAAAGCUGACGCGCAUUUUGCAGCUUUCUUUGGGUGGAAAUGCAAGGACAGCAAUCAUCUGUACCAUGAGCCCAGCCCUAACACAUGUAGAACAAUCUAGAAAUACUCUAUUCUUUGCAACCUGUGCAAAGGAGGUCACAAAUACUGCAAAAGUUAACAUGGUUGUAUCAGAUAAGCAUUUGGUGAAGCACCUUCAGACGGAAGUUGCUAGACUAGAAGCAGAACUAAGGACCCCCGACCGCACCUCCUCUUCUGAUGUCCUCAUAAUGGAAAAGGACAGGAAAAUUAGGCAGCUGGAGUUUGAAAUUGAGGAACUCAAGAAGCAACGAGAUAAUGCGCAGUCACAGGUUGAAGAACUACGAAAGAAUACGGGCGAUAACCAGCUGGGGUGGAAUCCCUUUGACUCACCACAAAAAGCCCGAAAGUGCCUCACAUUUUCUGUAUCACUAGAGCCAAGUAACAAAAUUAAGCUGAGUAGCUCGAUUAGGCAAUCAUCUACUGCUCCGUUCAUGUUAAAGCAUGAAAUCCGCAAGCUGGAGCAGCUACAACAACAGCUUGAGGUUGAAGCGAACCGUGCCAUUGAAGUACUUCACAAAGAAGUUGAGUGCCACAAGCAUGGCAACCAGGAUGCUGCAGAAACUAUCGCGAAACUUCAGGCAGAAAUCAGAGAGAUGAAAGCUGUUAGAUCUGAGAACAGAGACGUAGAAAUGAUCACGGAUGAAGGGAAUGGGUCUGAUUUGAAAGAUGAAAUUUCUAGACUUUAUAUGCAAGACAAUGAUAUUGCUAAACUUGAGGCAAAGCUAGAAAAAGUGCAAAGGUCUAUUGACAGAUUGGUGAUGUCACUUCCAAAUGUUAGCAUGCCGUGUAAUGAGACUACCCCGAAGUCCAACAGAUCAAAAAAGAAGAGGAUGCUUCUUCCGCUGGGUGUGAGCAACAACAUAAACAGAGCAGAUCUUCUUAGAGCACCUUGCUCUCCCCACUCUUCUAGUAGGCCUUCAGAAUCAGAAUUUGAGAAUAGGGCUCCAGAGGGUGACACAGUGUCUCAUGAGGGUUCAGAAAAGGCUAUUCCCACCAAGAAUGAAAACGGAGAUAUAUCAUCGCGUGAUGAAACACCACGCUACAGGCGCUCCAGCUCAGUCAAUAUGAAAAAGAUGCAGAGGAUGUUUCAAAAUGCUGCAGAGGAAAACGUGAGGAGCAUCAGGGCUUACGUAACUGAACUGAAGGAGCGAGUUGCGAAACUUCAGUACCAAAAGCAGCUGCUAGUCUGCCAGGUCUUGGAGUUGGAAUCUAAUGAAGGCAAACCGAAUGAUGGCUUGGAAGAGGAAAAUGCUGGGCCUCUACAGGACAGCCCCGAUUCAUGGGACAGAUUAUUCAAGGAGCAGAUGCAGCACAUUAUUCAACUGUGGGAUCUCUGCCAUGUAUCGAUCAUACACAGGACCCAGUUCUACCUGUUAUUCAGGGGUGAUAGAGCUGAUCGGAUUUAUAUCGAAGUUGAAGUAAGAAGACUUGCAUGGUUGCAACAACACUUUGCUGAGGUCGGUGAUGCAAGUCCUGCAGCUGGUGAUGACCCUGCAAUUUCGCUCACCUCAAGUAUUAAGGUGUUGAGGAAUGAGCGAGAAUUUCUUGCAAGAAGGAUGGGCUCAAGGCUGACGGACGAAGAGCGAGAGUGUCUCUUCAUCAAAUGGCAAGUCCCCCUCGACGCGAAGCAGCGCAAGCUGCAGCUCGCGAACAAGCUCUGGACAGACCCCAACGAUCAAGUGCACGUUGAGGAGAGCGCAGAUCUAGUGGCCCGGCUGGUUGGUUUCUGCGAGGGUGGUAACAUCAGCAAGGAGAUGUUCGAGCUCAACUUUGCCGUCCCUACAAGCAGGAAGCCAUGGCUAGUGGGUUGGCAACCCAUUUCAACCAUGAUCAGGGAGAAAACUCUACUUUGGUAAGCAGAUGGUGUCUCUGCCCCCUCAAUGUUCAAAGUCUGAACUGGUUGAACUUCUAGAUUGGCCAAGGUCAGAAGUGAUCUCUCAUCCUUCCUUCCGAUGGUGAAUUCAUGUAGUGGUGCCUACAUUCUUCUGAUCAGUGUAGAAAGAAUUGGAAUGUCAAGAGAAGCAUACAUAUUCUUUUUUU
Molecule: messenger RNA, 3529 nt
Organism: Phragmites australis (common reed)
Lineage: Eukaryota; Viridiplantae; Streptophyta; Magnoliopsida; Poales; Poaceae
Product: kinesin-like protein KIN-7A
Exons: 14
Coding region: 412-3345 (977 amino acids)
Biological process (GO): microtubule-based movement
Molecular function (GO): ATP binding; microtubule motor activity; microtubule binding
Source: RefSeq, a predicted model, not a curated record